AUGUUCACCUGCGACAAAGCUCUGCGCCAGACCACCGCAGGGGCGUUGAGGGUGCAGAACUCGGGAUCCAUGCCGGCCGGCGUGCAGCCCUCCUGGGUCGCGGGGUGGGUCGCGGGGUGGGUCGCGGCGCGGGUCGCGGCGCGGGACGGGACGCUCGCGGACGAUCCGCUGGCCCUCGUGGAGCGGGUCAAGGCGCGGCAAAGGACGGGCGGGGCACACCAGCGGCAUGAUUUUUGUCGCGCCAACAAGGCGGUGGGGGGCCCUGGCGCCUACGAUCCCGCGCGCCACGAGCCUGGCGUCCUCCGCCGGUUUCUAGCGCUCACGGGGAAACGCCCAGGCUGCUACGACUAUUUCGAGUUGGCCCUCACCACGCUAAGCCGCCGUUCUCUUAUCGCGCGCGUUCGGGGCGUCAUUCGCUCGUCCCCGGAUAGCCUUGCACAGUGGGGGUGGCACACUAUCGACUACAAGAAGCCUGGCAAAGGCAGAGCCCAGCCCUACAUUGUACCCCUGCACGUCAUCGUCGCUUUCAUGCGUGCUCGCGCCGGGCGCGCCGGGCACGAGAGGACGUCGGUUUACGUCCCCGUGGGCGCGCAGGCCGCGGCGGCCCUCGCGGAGCGGGCCGCGCCGCCCCGCGGCCGGAGCCGCGGCCUCGCGGGCAGCGUGGCGCCCGGGGACGUGAUGAUCACCAUGACGAGCGGCCGCCUGGAGAGAUCUGGUGCAUCCGCACGCUGGAGAGCACGAGGAGACCCCGAGCGCACAUUGCACCACUCCGAGGCGCUGGUCUGGGUCACGCCCGGGGGCAAGGCGGCGCGCAGCAAACGCGCGCGGCUGCGCCUCGGCAGGCAGCGCUACCUCUGCAGGCUGGGCGCGGGCGGCCAGCCUGGCACCAGGAGCCCGUCGGACUCCAUCCUGAGGUUCAUCCCCCUGAAGGCGGACCGGGCUCUGCCGGGGAAGCUGCUGCAGUCCAUGGCCGCGUGUUGUUGGCGCACGGCGGACGUGGCGGCACUCUGCGCGGGCCGCCGCUAG
Messenger RNA from Prorocentrum cordatum, 1026 nucleotides. Lineage: Eukaryota; Dinophyceae; Prorocentrales; Prorocentraceae. The record is from the annotation of a GenBank genome assembly.